GCGAGAUGAACAUGUCCGUUUAGUUGCACUGUUCUCUGGGCUUUGAGGAUUAUGCCACUUUGUAACUUCAUGAUGACAUCGAUCACUAUGAGCCACAAGACGCUCGUGAUUGCCUUCAUGCUUCUUUCCAACCUCAACUGUGGGUCAGGACAGGAUGUCAAACUGUCAGUGAAUGUUCUAGAUGGCGAGGUCAUCGUCCUUUGGAAUAAACCGAGAAAUGCCACAUCAGACAUCCAGUACAAUGUACAACUAGCUAAGUAUGCUGGCGAAUGGGACACGGUCGGUGGCUGCACGGGGACCACAAAGACCUACUGUGACCUAAGUAGCCUCAUACACGACUACAGUAGCGCCUAUAAGGUCGCAGUUCAGACGGUAGACAGAAAAAACACAUCUGAGUGGACGGUGAAGAAAUUUCUACCAAAUGCAAGCAAACUGCAGCCUCCAUCCUUCACUUUAUAUGCCACAUCCAGCACUAUCACGGUCCACGUUCAUCAAAAACCUGUUCUGAGAAAGCUCUUCCCCUUUGGGGUGACGUACAUCAUGUACUUGGAGGAAAACGGUCACGAUGACAAGAAGACCAUAUCAUACCUGACAGAUGGCUUGGAUCAGCGGUCUAAAACUUUCACUUCACUCCGCUGGGGGGUUGAGUACUGCGUCAGCAUCAUGGUGGAGGGAAACGGCGCUCUAUCCACGAGCAAUUUCUCGCCAAAACAAUGCCUACGCCUUCCAGAACAAGAGUGGUUCAUAAUUGCUGUGUCAUCCCUGACCGCUUUGGCCAUGCUGGCUGUCGUGUCAGUUGCGGGAGUCGGCCUCCUUUAUCACCUGAAUCGUCCAGCGAAGACGCCGGAUGCACUGAAAUGCCUUGCACGUGACUGGCAGCCACUGACUGUAGGAGAGGGAACUAUGGAAGUGGUCAUCGACAAAGGCUGGUUCCUGUCCGGUCGCAGAACGGAAGUGAAAACUUUCAAAGAAAUGUCCAAAAACCCGGUCGCACUUCACAUUUUGGAGGAAGAGGCUAAAGCCAGCAAAGACAGGAGAACCAGCCUGGACAGCGGCGUGAGCCUGGGGUCCACUGAAGGGCCGAGGAGACAGGAGGACAGCGAUUGUGGAAGCAUGGGAGGGCCGGAGGGUUCCAGGCACAACGGGGUAGUUUAUCCCCAGCAGAAUGAUACUGGCAAGAGGAAGGAGGACAGCGGGGUGGGGCUCAGGUGUAAGUUGGAUUCCUCCUUCUUGACCACGACAGAAACGUUUGGGAGUUAUCACAGCCACAGCCCCGUCCUAAGGAAUCAUGUCGGGGACCAGGAGUCUAAACAGAUCCUCCCUUGUGUGGUUUUAGCCGAAGCGGGCUCCGGCUACAGGGCGGGACCUCAGUCGUGCAUCUGCUCUGGUGCUGCUCAGUGCACUUGGUGUCUCCGAGUGAUGGCCCAUGAGGCUGAAACGACACAAAAGCACAGAGGCCUGCUCAGCAAGGACUACUUUUUAGAUGGUACCAGAUGGAGUACAACAGCCAUGAGUGACUUGGAAACAAGAGAGGCUUUCCCAUUGCUAACCGCUCUGAGAGAAGGCAUGGACCACAAUAUGAACUCUGUGGCCAAAGUCUCGCUCUGUGACUUGCAGCUGAACACUGAGUGAUGAUUCACGAUGAAAAACAAUGACUGCCUUUAAAAAAUGGUUGCUGCUUUGUAAUUCAACUCCCUUUACUUUCAAAGUUUGUGAGUCAGGCAAGUGGAACAAAAAACAAUGUUUGUAGGAAACACGGCUUGUUGGUGGUGAACGUAAACAUUCAGUGUGCGGUGUGAUCGAAUGCCUCACGCCCGCCUAAGGGGAAGUGGGACGCAAGUGAGACUUUUGGGGGAAAUUAUUCACACAAACGGUGUGACAGUGCUUUGCUUUUUGACCUUUUCCAUCGUCCCACUUCUAAUGACUGUUUGAUUUUUACUAUUUAUUAUAUUUAACACUCUGUCAAUGUGUCUCGUUUUUCCUCAUUUUAAACAUAUAUCUUGUUUUACAAUCUGUAAACACAGUGAGUGCCGUUUCACACGUUAUACCAUUCGUUUGGUCAAGUGUGAACACGACCAUCCGAAACCUGAUGUGCAUCAAACAAGCAGACCGAGAGAUGGGUCUCAAGUCCGCUCCGUCGUGAACUUAAAUGUGAACGCGACACGGACCAGUGUUAAAAUGAGAGAAAAAAGCAUCCAUGGCUCUAUGCUCUCUUUCUCCGUGUCCGUGACAAUGGCACUUUUUAAAAGCAUAUUUUACCAGCAUUUUGUGAACUCUAAGAUCGUAAGUCUAAUCGGCGUGGCAGUGGCUCAGGAGGUAGAGCGGGUCAUCCAGAAACUGGAAGGCUGGCAGUUCGAUCCUCCCUCCCCCCCAGUCACUGUCGUUGUGUGUCUUCACCCGCCCACACAAAACUAACCUUCGGUUCAGCUCAGCAGAUGGCAUUUUGGUUUGGAAUAUUUCAAUUAUGUCACCUAAUAUGUCACGAAAGCUGCCCGAUCAUGUGCUUACUUGAUGAGUAUGUUCUUUUGUGAACACAAGUUUCAGUUCAUUAACUGAGAGAAAAUCAUUUCCUCUUUCGAGUUGGAACUGGUGUUUUAAAGAAGUAUUCA
Messenger RNA from Dunckerocampus dactyliophorus (ringed pipefish), 2609 nucleotides. It is a transcript of the gene il10ra, whose product is annotated as interleukin 10 receptor, alpha. Gene Ontology annotation, molecular function: protein binding. The transcript is spliced from 7 exons. The record is from RefSeq and is a predicted model, not a curated record. The coding region runs from base 52 to 1632 and encodes 526 amino acids. Lineage: Eukaryota; Metazoa; Chordata; Actinopteri; Syngnathiformes; Syngnathidae.